This is a messenger RNA of Ochotona princeps (American pika), 3731 nucleotides long. It is a transcript of the gene DSC3, whose product is annotated as desmocollin 3. Gene Ontology annotation, molecular function: calcium ion binding; gamma-catenin binding. Gene Ontology annotation, cellular component: desmosome; plasma membrane. NCBI's taxonomy places the organism in Eukaryota, Metazoa, Chordata, Mammalia, Lagomorpha, Ochotonidae. Bases 326 to 3010 code for a protein of 894 amino acids. The transcript has 16 exons. The record is from RefSeq and is a predicted model, not a curated record. Gene Ontology annotation, biological process: homophilic cell-cell adhesion.
GGGAGCGCAGCCGGAGAGGCUGGGCCCCAGACCGCUUUCCUAUGAGCGAGCGCCGGGGCAGCCGCCAGGGAGCGAGGGGGCAGGCUCAGGCAGCUCUCCAGGCCCCGCAGCGGUGAUAAACCUUGAGAAAUAACUAGGAGAGGCGGCUCGGCGGCUCGGCGGCUCUAGUGUCCAAUCCAGUGUGAGGAGCCAGUAGGCUCGCGGGCAGGCAAACAAGCCUGAAAGAGAGACCCAGGGGACUUGAAGCAGCAAGAACACCACCUUCCGCGCCCCUCUUGGUGUCCACUCCAGGCGCCGGCGUUCUGCAGCCCCUGCUCUCGUCUCCAUGGCUGCCGCGGGACCCCAGAUCCCGCUGAGCUUUCUCCUCAGGCAGCUGUGGCUGUCCCUGUUGAUCUUUGGUCUUGCUGGUGAAGCCUGUGAAAGGGUGGUGCUUAAUGUACCUUCAAAAUUAGACGCAGACAAAAUUAUUGGCAGAGUUAAUUUGAACAAGUGUCUCAGGUCUGCAGACCUUAUUCAGUCAAGUGAUCCUGACUUCAGAGUUCUGGAUGAUGGCUCAGUGUACACAGCCCGUGCCACCGUGUUGUCUGAAGAGAGAUCAUUCAUCAUACGGCUUUCUGACAUAAAGACAGGGAUACAGAAAGAGAUUCCUGUGCUCCUGGGGCAGCAGCAGAAGGUAUUGAAGAAAAGACACACUAAAGAAACUGUGCUCCGGCGAACCAAGAGAAGAUGGGUACCUCUUCCUUGUUCAAUGCAAGAGAAUUCCUUGGGUCCGUUUCCUUUACUGCUUCAACAAGUUCAAUCUGAUGCAGCACAGAAUUAUACCAUUUAUUACUCAAUAAGUGGUCGUGGAGUUGAUCAAGAACCUUUGAAUUUGUUUUACAUUGAAAGAGACACUGGAAAUCUAUACUGUACCCGACCUGUGGAUCGUGAAGAAUAUGAUGUUUUUGAAUUGGUUGCUUACGCGUAUACUGCCGAUGGGUACUCUGCGGACUUUCCACUUCCGCUGCCUAUCAAAGUGGAGGAUGAAAACGACAACCACCCGGUUUUCACCAAACCUAUUUAUAAUUUUAAAGUUCCGGAAAGUAGUAGAAUUGGUACUGAAGUCGGAGUAGUGUGUGCCACGGACAGAGAUGAGCCCGACACAAUGCAUACACAGCUGAAGUACAGCAUUUUGGAGCAAACACCAAAAUCACCUGGGAUUUUUUCUGUGGAUCCAAAGACAGGUGUCAUCACCACUAAGUCUCAUUCCAUGGACAGAGAGGUUGUAGACAAGUACACAUUGAUAAUGAAAGUACAAGAUAUGGAUGGUCAGUUUUUUGGAUUGAUUGGCACAUCCACUUGUAUCAUUACAAUAGAAGAUUCAAAUGACAAUGCACCCACUUUCAGACAAAAUGCUUAUGAAGCUUCAGUAGAAGAAAAUGUGUAUAAUGUGGAAAUCUUACGAAUACCUGUAGAUGACAAGGAUUUAAUUAACACUGCCAAUUGGAGGGCCAAUUUUACAAUUUUAAAAGGAAAUGAAAAUGGUUAUUUCCAAAUCACCGCUGACAAAACCACUAAUGAUGGAGUUUUGUAUGUUGUAAAGCCAUUGAAUUAUGAAGAAGAUCAUCAAGUGGUCCUUGAAAUUGGAGUCAGCAAUGAAGAACCAUUCACCAGAGAUUUUGCAGCCAGGGUGCCAACCAUGAACAGAGCUUUAGUUACAGUUCACAUAAGAGAUCAGGAUGAGGGGCCUGAAUGCAGCCCUCUCACCCAGUACGUCCGGAUUAAAGAAAACUCAGCAGUGGGCUCAAAGACAAACGGCUAUAAGGCAUAUGACCCUGAAACUAGGAAUAGCAAUGGUCUAAGGUACAAAAUAUUACAUGACCCAAGAGGGUGGGUCACUAUUGAUGAAAAUUCAGGAUCGAUCAUAACUUCCAAAGCCCUAGACAGAGAGGUGAUGGAUCCCCAAAAUUACUUGUCUAAUAUCACAGUCCUGGCAACAGACCAAGUUGGUAGGUCAUGUACUGGAACACUUAUAGUGAGCAUUGAAGAUGUGAAUGAUAACGCACCAACAAUUCCUCAAGAUUAUAUAAUAAUUUGCAAGUCAAAGAUGGAAUACGCUGACAUUUUAGCUGCUGAUCCUGAUGAUGCUGUCAACGGAGCUCCAUUUUACUUCAGCUUGGAAAGUGCUUCUCCAGAUAUCAGUAGAAUUUGGACCCUCAACAGAGUUAAUGAUACAGCUGCCCGUCUUUCAUAUCAGAAAAAUGCUGAAUUUCAAGAAUAUUUAAUUCCUAUUACUGUAAAAGAUAGAGCAGGAAUGUCUGCAACAAAAACCUUGAAGGUUAAUCUUUGUGACUGUACACAUUCAAGUCAAUGUUUUGCUGCCCCAAGGAGUGGACAAAUAGAACUUGGAAAAUGGGCCAUCCUUGCGAUAUUGUUGGGUAUAGCACUACUAUUCUCUGUAUUGCUAACUUUAGUAUGUGGAAUUGUUGGUACCAGAAAAGGAAAACAUUUUCCUGAAGAUAUAGCACAGCAAAACUUAAUUAUAUCUAACACUGAAGCUCCAGGGGAUGACAGAGUGUGUUCGGUCAAUGGAGUUAUGAUGCAGACUGCCAACAACUCUAGCCAAGGCUUUUGUGGCACCAUGGGAUCAGGAGUCAGAAACGGAGGGCAAGAAACUAUUGAAAUGCUGAAAGGACAGCAGACUUUGGAAUCCUACCGGGGAGCCGGGCAUCACCACACGCUGGACUCCUGCAGGGGAGGACACGUGGAGAUGGACAGCUGCAGAUACACCUACUCCGAGUGGCACAAUUUCACUCAGCCCCGACUCGGUGAAAAAUUGCAUCUGUGUAAUCAGGAUGAACAGCACGUGCCAUCUCAAGAUUAUGUUCUUGCGUAUAACUAUGAAGGAAGAGGAUCUCCAGCCGGCUCUGUAGGCUGCUGUAGUGAAAAGCAGGAAGAAGAUGGGCUUGACUUCUUAAAUAACUUGGAACCCAAAUUCAUUAACUUAGCUGAAGCGUGCACAAAGAGAUAAAGUCCCAGUGCUGCAAUUAGAGAUGUCUUUGCUAUAUGUUUGGGAGGGUUCCAAAAAUGAUACUGGAAACCUCAGUUACAUUUUACAUAGAGAGGGGUUGUGCCUUAUGACGGUGCUACGUAUAAUUUUUCAGCUUCAUGAUGAUGUGAAGCUAUGUGAAUCCAAUAAAACUAUGCCUCACAUUUUAAAUGUUGUCCUUUUCCCAGACUAGCAAUAUGUGGUUGAUAUUUCCUUUCAAGAUUUGGGGCAGUGGUAGUUUCAGUUCCUAAAGAGUAACAUAGUUACAAGGUGGUAUUCUACAGGGUACUGUGUUUCAGAGCUCUAUUGUCUGUAGCUCAGUUGUUGUAAAUGGAUUUUUGAUUUAGGAUAUUUUCAUUUAUGAGGGGUUUAUAAAGGUGUGACUCCAUUGAAGGGACGUGAAUAUAAAUUGAACUUUCAAAGUUUCAAGCAGCAGUAUUCAUCAGUUUGUAUUUUAAGAAAAUUCAUUGCUAUUUUUUUCAAGAAGUGUAAAAUGUUUAAUAUGCAAUAACCAAAACUCAUGCUGCAACACUGGAAUUAGGGUCUAAAAGUAUCUCCUCUUCUUUAAAGAUAAUUUCUUUACAAAUAUCUUUGAUAAAUGUAAGUCUAGCAUUAGUUAAGCUUUGCUGCUACUGUUACAAUAUACUUGCUUACUAUGACAGUUCAAAAAUAUAAAACAUGUUGAAUACUACUACUUAAGGAA